AUGUACAACACCGGUGGUGCAGAGAAUGGGUAUUCCGCCCACAAUCGGAGAAUGUAUGAUCAUCCCCCUCUUGAACCUGCUCACCAAAAGAGCCCAGCGGAUGAUUUAGUUGACAAGGAAAAAGCGCGGACUUUCGAGUGUUACCCUUCCUGUGCACUCACAGGGAACUUUGCAUCCAUCAUAUCCGUCGACCAAAACAUUAUCAAUCUAGGAAAUCAACUGAUGUUCCUGGGUGUUAUUGUACUUGAGAUACCAUCGAAUAUUAUUUUACACAAGAUUGGUCCUCGCCAAUGGAUCAGUGCACAAGUCUGCGUAUUCGGGAUAGUAGCCUGCUUACAAGUACUUGUGCGCAACAAGUUAGGUUUCUUACUCACAAGAACAUUUUUGGGUCUUGCUGAAGCUGGGUACAUUCCUGGUGCCAUGUACACACUUUCUACUUGGUAUACGAAACAAGAGUUGACAAAACGAAUCGCCAUAUUCUUCUUUGGCAUGUUUGGCGGAACAGCAGUUUCUCCGCUUCUUGGAGCUGCCCUCUUGAAAUUGGACGGGAAAAUGGGUCUCUUUGGCUGGCAAUGGAUCUUCCUCGUCGAGGGUCUAUUCUCCAUCGUGGUGUCUAUUAUUCUCUUUUUCUUCCUUCCAGAACACAAGGAAGUUUCUGUGUUGCCCAAUCAAGUACACCUUUCGCAGCCUGGAGGGCUUGGCCCAAUGCACAAACCAUUGCCUCACCCUGGCAAAACGCAUAUAUCAUUCAAUUUGGUUUGGAAGACGUUGACAAACGUACGCAAAUGGCCGCACUUUAUUGCCACAGGCUGCGUCUUCGCUACAUGGAGCCCUCUCACGACAUAUACUCCUAGCAUUUUUGUGGAACUGGGCUUUUCCCGAAUCAAGGCAAACGCAUUGUGUGCAAUCGGUAGUUUGCUCACCCUCCCCGUGAUUUUGUUUUUUGCGUGGAUCAGCGACAAAUCAAACAAAAGGGGCCUUGCUGUUAUGGUUGCUAUCUUCGUCUACUUGAUCGCGCUAGUAAUUCUAAGAAUUAUGGUGCACCGUGUGGAUAAUUGGGGCAAGUUCGGACUCUGGACAGCAGUCAAUGCUUUGGCUGUGGGCUAUCAUCCAAUCCACAAUUCUUGGAUCCAAAUUAACUGCAAGAGCUCUGAAGAGCGGAACAUAAGCGUUGCGUGA
Penicillium expansum is the source of this 1179-nucleotide messenger RNA. Its product is annotated as Major facilitator superfamily domain, general substrate transporter. Gene Ontology annotation, cellular component: membrane. Gene Ontology annotation, biological process: transmembrane transport. The record is from RefSeq and is a predicted model, not a curated record. NCBI's taxonomy places the organism in Eukaryota, Fungi, Ascomycota, Eurotiomycetes, Eurotiales, Aspergillaceae. The transcript has 4 exons. Gene Ontology annotation, molecular function: transmembrane transporter activity. The coding region runs from base 1 to 1179 and encodes 392 amino acids.